AUCAAGGAGCAAUGCCUGAUGGUCUCUUCAUCCCUCAAAAGGGGGAGAUUUGCCCCCAGAAGGGCAAUGAGAGGCAGCCAGGGAUGUUCCACACUAGAGGCUGCACCAGGGUUCGUCCAGGCUUUGUUGGGGCCCCAUCAGGCUUCUGUGGCCAUGGCCAAGGGGCUGAGCAUGUGAAGUGGGGCUGGAGCUGUUCUCCUGGCUCACUUGCAUUUUGCGUCCUCACGGACGUUUUCACAGUAAAACCCAAAGUCGGCCGAGAUGUCAGGAGUGAUUGCUGUGCAGGUACAGUCAUUUAUCUUCUUCUACUAAGAAUAACCCUGCAGCAGCCAAAUGCCUCUCAUACAUCGAGAAAGGAAAAGAAAAAAAAAAAAAAAAAAAGCCCAGUGAGAACGCACAGUUUUACUAAAUCUAAGAGAGGGAAAAAAAAAAAAAAGCCCAAACCUCCCGGUGCUUUUAUAGCGUGAGCCAAUACCGAGAGGCGCUCACUCACACAGCAGGAGCCCGGCAGGGAGGGUCCUCACUGCCUGUGUCAGGGCAGCAGGAAGGGGAGGACGAGGGGGAAGCGGGGUGGGUGUGUGCCCGUGUCUGUCAGUGUACCUGUGUCGCUCUGGCUGUUUGCACCUCAGCCAUCGGGAGUGAGAGGUGGCGUGGGGCUGUGUGCCCGCGGAGCAACAGGACACAGGACGCGACCUUGCAACAGCAGCAGGAGAGAGAAGGCUCGCGAGACACCCAAAAAUGGCUACGGUGGUGGCCACAUUCCCACCCGCCAACCUCACCCUCAACCAGAGCAGCUGCAACGUGCACAACCACCACUUCUCCGCCAAGGUCACCUUCUCCCUUUUCUACACUGCCCUGCUGGUGUUCGGCGCCUGCGGCAACAUCCUGGCGCUCUGCAUCACCUUCCAGCGCAGGAAGAAGAAACUCAACUCCACUGACCUCUACCUGGUGAACCUGGCCCUGUCCGAUGCCCUCUUUACGCUAGCGCUGCCUGGCAGGAUCGCCUACUAUGUCCUGGAGUUUGACUGGCCCUUCGGGGACGGGUUCUGCCGGGUCACCGCCUUUGUCUUCUACAUGAACACCUACGUGAGCAUCUACUUCAUGACCUGCGUCAGCGUGGACCGCUACAUCGCGGUGGUGCGCACCAGGCACCCUGGCAGGGCCCGCAGGGUCAGCCGCGCCAGGGCUGUCUGCGCCCUCGUCUGGUUCCUGGUGUGCCUGCAGACGGCACCACUGCUGCUGCGGCCCAUGACGCGCCGGAUGGGUGACAAGCUGACGUGCAUGGAGUACUUCAACUUCGAGGAGAUUCCCAAGCUGCCCUACAUACUCCUGGUGGCCUGUGUGCUCGGCUUCUUCCUGCCCGUGGGCAUCAUUUUGGUGUGCUAUGUGCAGAUCAACCUCAAGCUCUGCCAGACCGCCAAGGAGAACCCGCUGACGGUGAGGAACGGGCACCACCGCCGGGCCUUCACCGUCAUCUUGGUGGUGCUGCUGGCUCUCCUGCUCUGCUUCAGCCCCUACCACAUCAACAUCGUCCAAUUCAUGGUCAGGAAGAUCCUCCACCAGCCGUCCUGCCGCGAGCAGCAGGCCUUCAAGAUGUCCCUGCAAGUCACCGUGGCAUUCAUGAACUUCAACUGCUGCAUCGACCCCAUCAUCUACUUCUUUGCCUUCCGGGGCUACAAGCGGAGGCUGCUCCGCAUCUUCAGGAACAGUGGCUCCACAGCCACCUCCUCCACCGCCAAGACCCCCUCUGAGAGCAACAGCAACAGCCAGCCGCCCGGCUCCAGCUCUGUCUAGCGGCGUGACCCUCCCGUUCUCUCCAUCUGGCAGUGCGUGGAACAUUCCCUGCAGCAGCAGUGGGGCCGGGCCGCAGAGCAGGACCAGACCCCACUGCACUGCCUGGAGCCAGGGGCUCUCGCACAGCCAACCCCAGCACCAACCCAGCUGCUGCCUGCAGCUCCUUCCCUGCGGGGAUGAAGAUCAGCUUGCUGCUGUCCCUCCACCACACACUGCAUGGGGUGGGUGGCAAGUGGGCACCCUGUGGGCAGAUCCUGGUCUCCUCCGUGGCACUGGGAGGAGGUGCAGGGUUCCCCGCAAUGCUCUCCAGGAAAUCUUCACUCCACCCUUCCCAUAAAAUGGACUGAUGGUGGUCUUACAUGGCCUUGGCUGAUCUUCCCUUGAACCCGCGGACCUGGGACGUGAGCCAGCCCAGGCUGGUCCUGGGGCCUUGCUACGGGCAGGUCACGCACGACCCUCACCAGAGCCCUGAGGCAUCUGGUUCCCAUCAAAACCUGUGCAGCAAGGAGAAGGUUGGUGUGACCGAGGAGCUCCACAGCUCCGCUCUGAAGCUGCUGGACUAUGAGGCUGGACACAAGCGAAUCAGAUUUCAUGGUGCCUGGUCUUGUACUGAAGGCUGGAAGGGCCAGAGAUAUGCACGGGGACAUGAAGAGGAGGAAAAACAGCUUUCUUUUGCUUAACUUUAAAGCAGUUCCAUUAAUGAUACUUUUGAUUAAUAGGAGUCGUUCACAAAGGCAGUAACAUUUCCUUGUUGCUUGAAGGUUAAUAAUACAGGUGUGUGCAGCCCUUUAA
Messenger RNA from Numida meleagris (helmeted guineafowl), 2586 nucleotides. Its product is annotated as G-protein coupled receptor 183-like. Gene Ontology annotation, biological process: G protein-coupled receptor signaling pathway. Lineage: Eukaryota; Metazoa; Chordata; Aves; Galliformes; Numididae. The transcript is spliced from 2 exons. Gene Ontology annotation, cellular component: membrane. The record is from RefSeq and is a predicted model, not a curated record. The coding region runs from base 739 to 1794 and encodes 351 amino acids. Gene Ontology annotation, molecular function: G protein-coupled receptor activity; oxysterol binding.